Arabidopsis lyrata subsp. lyrata is the source of this 4980-nucleotide messenger RNA. RefSeq names its product protein VARIATION IN COMPOUND TRIGGERED ROOT growth response. The transcript is spliced from 6 exons. The record is from RefSeq and is a predicted model, not a curated record. Gene Ontology annotation, molecular function: ATP hydrolysis activity; ADP binding. Gene Ontology annotation, biological process: signal transduction; defense response. Lineage: Eukaryota; Viridiplantae; Streptophyta; Magnoliopsida; Brassicales; Brassicaceae. The coding region runs from base 739 to 4389 and encodes 1216 amino acids.
UUUCUGAACUUAAUAUAAUCAAAAUUUGGGUUAAAUCAGUUUAUUAGUAUACAGUACACUGCACACCAGUCAAAAGAAACAGUAAUUCAACGAAAUAUGUUUUGGUAACUUGUUUCACAUGUUUCUCUGUCAACCCUGAUUCUAAAAUCAGUAGGAUGGUCAAAACUCAAAACAAUUGAAUCACUGAAUAAAUUUACGUAGUUAGCCAUAGAUGUCUCUGCUUCAGACUAGAGCUUCUCAGAAAUGUUAAGGCCAGGAACAAGGGAAACGUGUUCUUUGUUCCAUAUAGAAUAACCUUAAAUUAGAUCGUUGUGACUUGUGUGUAACUGAAUCCACUUAAAAAUUUCAAAUUCUUAAAAUAAGCUAUAGUUAGAGACUGUGUCUUUCUUUGCUGUAGUAUUUUCUCAUUUUCACACGAGAAAGUUGGUAAGCUUAAAAUUCUUUGAAAAAGUCUUAAAAAGAAUAGGAAACAUUCGUCAAGUUUUGUCUGAAAAGUCUGAGAAACAAUAGUGAAAUUGUAAGACUUUGGAUGAAACCGGCCAACAAAAUUCACUUGUAUGGCCGUGAUUUAGACAAGUUACCAAGAGAGGAAUGUCCUAGAAGCAGUUAAUGUUUUUAUAUAAAUCACCAAGACUUUAUGUGUGACGUACGCCUCACUACUUCUCCUCUGAUUUUAUUAUUACUGUCUCACUCGCCUAAAUUUUUGUUUGUAGCUUCCUACUCUCACUCUAUCUCUCUAUGGUUUGUUCGUCUUCUUCUUCUCUCAAUUGGGUAUAUGAUGUUUUCUUGAGCUUCAGAGGGGAAGACGUCCGCGUAUCUUUCCGUAGCCACUUUCUCAAAGAGCUCGAUCGUAAAUUGAUCACUGCUUUCAAAGACAAUGAGAUUAAGAAAAGCCACUCCCUCUGGCCCGAGCUUGUACAAGCGAUCAAGGAAUCCAGGAUCGCGGUGGUCGUUUUCUCUAAAAACUACGCUUCUUCAAGCUGGUGUCUUAACGAGUUGCUGGAGAUCGUGAAUUGCAAUGAUAAGAUUGUCAUACCAGUUUUCUACGGUGUGGAUCCUUCGCAUGUGAGGAAUCAAACCGGUGACUUUGGAAGGAUCUUUGAAGAGACUUGCGAGAAAAAUACAGAGCAAGUGAAAAAUCGAUGGAAGAAAGCGUUGAGUGAUGUAGCUAAUAUGUUUGGAUUUCAUUCUGCGACUUGGGACGACGAAGCAAAAAUGAUUGAAGAAAUAGCCAAUGAUGUUUUGGGUAAACUGCUUUUAACUACAUCAAAGGAUUUUGUAAACUUUGUUGGCAUCGAAGAUCAUAUCGCUGAAAUGAGUUUACUGCUGCAAUUGGAAUCUGAGGAAGUGAGAAUGGUUGGUAUAUGGGGUUCCUCAGGGAUUGGUAAGACUACCAUCGCAAGAGCUCUGUUUAACCAACUUUCUCGGAAUUUCCAAGUUAGCAAAUUCAUAGAUAAAGCUUUUGUAUAUAAGAGUAGAGAAAUUUAUAGUGGAGCCAAUCCGGACGACUACAACAUGAAGUUACAUUUACAAGAGAGUUUCCUCUCUGAAAGUCUGAGGAUGGAGGACAUAAAGAUAGAUCAUCUAGGAGUACUAGGAGAGAGGCUACAACACCAGAAAGUUCUUAUCAUCGUUGAUGAUUUGGAUGGCCAAGUGAUCUUAGAUUCCUUGGUGGGUCAAACUCAAUGGUUUGGAAGUGGGAGCAGAAUCAUUGUGGUUACAAAUGAUAAGCAUUUCUUAAGGGCUCAUAGGAUUGAUCAUAUUUAUGAAGUUACUUUCCCAACUGAAGUGCAAGGUUUUCAGAUGUUAUGUCAAUCUGCAUUCAGACAAAACUAUGCACCUGAAGGUUUUGGGAAGCUUGUGGUUGAUGUUGCAAGACAUGCGGGCCGUCUUCCUUUGGGUCUUAAUGUUUUGGGUUCGUAUUUGCGGGGGAGAGAUAAGGAGUACUGGAUAGAUAUGCUGCCAAGGCUUCAGAAUGGUCUAGACGAUAAAAUUGAGAAAAUACUAAGAAUCAGCUAUGAUGGGUUAGUUAGCGCAGAAGAUCAAGCGACAUUUCGUCAUAUCGCAUGUCUUUUCAAUCAUAUGGAAGUCACAACCAUCAAGUCAUUGCUUGGAGAUAGUGAUGUCAGUAUUGCACUGCAAAACCUAGCUGAUAAGUCCCUUAUUCAUGUCAGACAAGGCUAUGUGGUGAUGCACCGUUCACUACAAGAAAUGGGCAGAAAAAUUGUUCGCACGCAGUUCAUUGAUAAGCCUGGAAAACAAGAAUUUCUGGUGGAUCCAAAUGAUAUUUGUUACGUACUCAGGGAAGGCAUUGGUACUAAAAAGGUGCUAGGUAUAUCAUUCAAUACAAGUGAGAUUGAUGAGUUGCAUAUACAUGAGAGUGCCUUCACAGGGAUGCGUAAUCUCCGUUUCUUGGAUAUUGAUUCUUCAAAGAACUUUCGAAAAAAAGAAAGAUUGCACUUACCUGAAAGUUUCGACUAUUUGCCACCUACACUCAAACUAUUGUGCUGGUCCAAAUAUCCAAUGAGCGGUAUGCCUUCUAAUUUUCGUCCUGAUAACCUUGUCAAGCUCAGAAUGCGAAAGAGCAAGCUACAUAAGUUGUGGGAAGGAGUUGUGUCAUUUACAUGUCUAAAGGAAAUGGAUAUGUUGGGAUCUAAAUACCUGAAAGAAAUUCCAGAUCUUUCCAUGGCUACUAAUCUCGAGACACUUUGUUUUCGGAAUUGCGAGAGUUUGGUGGAGCUUUCUUCCUCUAUACGAAAUCUCAAUAAACUAUUGAGAUUGGACAUGGGAAUGUGCAAAACUCUGACAAUUCUUCCGACUGGCUUCAACCUCAAAUCUCUCGACCACCUCAACUUAGGAUCUUGCUCGGAGUUGAGGACUUUUCCCGAAUUAUCAACCAACGUAUCAGAUCUCUAUUUGUUUGGAACAAACAUUGAAGAAUUCCCUUCUAAUUUACAUCUCAAGAAUCUCGUUAGUCUUACAAUAUCGAAAAAAAAUAAUGAUGGGAAACAAUGGGAAGGAGUGAAGCCGUUUACGCCCUUCAUGGCGAUGUUGUCUCCCACUUUGACACAUUUGUGGCUCGAUAGUAUCCCAAGUUUGGUGGAGCUUCCUUCCUCAUUUCAGAAUCUCAAUCAACUAAAGAAGUUGACCAUCCGAAACUGCAGAAAUCUGAAGACUCUGCCCACCGGAAUCAACCUCCUAUCUCUCGAUGACCUUGAUUUCAAUGGAUGCCAACAGUUGAGGAGCUUUCCUGAAAUCUCAACCAACAUCUUACGGCUAGAAUUAGAAGAAACAGCGAUUGAAGAGGUUCCUUGGUGGAUCGAGAAAUUCUCCAACCUCACUAGGCUAAUUAUGGGAGAUUGCAGCAGGCUAAAAUGUGUAUCCCUAAACAUUUCUAAACUAAAACAUCUUGGGGAAGUUAGCUUUUCAAAUUGUGCGGCAUUGACUAGAGUUGAUUUGAGUGGCUAUCCAAGUUUGAUGGAGAUGAUGGAAGUCGACAAUAUUUCCGAGGAGGCCUCCUCUUCUCUUCCUGAUAGUUGUGUUCACAAAGUCGAUCUCAAUUUCAUGGACUGCUUCAACUUGGAUCCAGAAACUGUCCUUGACCAACAAUCAAAUAUUUUCAACUUAAUGGUAUUUUCAGGGGAAGAAGUGCCAUCAUAUUUCACUUACCGUACUAUCGGAAUCUCCUCUCUGACCAUCCCUCUACUUAACGUCCCUCCCUCCCAACCAUUCUUCAGAUUUAGGGUUGGGGCAGUGUUACCUGUUGUUGACAGUGGAAUAAAAAUCAAGGUAAACUGUGAAUUCAAAGGAAGAUUUUGGAACAACUUUUAUGUUGGCUUUGAUUUCAUUGUUGGGGUACAUUAUAGCAACACGGAGGGUAGUCAUAUGUUAGCUAUAUUGGACUAUCAUAUCCCUCUAAACGAAGAUAAUUCUGCUCCUCUAGCUCAAGGGAACUACGAUCACGUGGAUAUGGAAAUUAAUACAUCCUAUUGUUAUGGUAAUUCUUCUGGGUGUGUGUUAAAAGGAUGGGGUAUACGGCUCUUAGAGGACUGUUCAUCACCGGAAAACAACCAACUUGGUAAUCCAAUCACGCAUCCACAUGUCUGUGAAGACAAUAUACUUGUGAAGUCUGGAGACACCAAUAUAGAGACAGAGAGAAGCAGGAAGCGAAUGUGGGCAAGCAUUAAGCAUGUAAUGAACAUAAUAUGCGGAAAUCGACUUGGUGAUCAAACCAGUCUUCCACAUGUUUGUGAAGCCGAAGAUGACAAUAUGGGGUACACGCCUCUUCAAAGACUUGUUUAUGAGACUGAACACAUUGAAGAGUCUGGAGACGGCAAUGUCGAGACAGAGAGAAGCAGGAAGCGAAUGCGGCUACACGACUUCAUAUAAGUAACAAAAGGGACUCUACGUUGAGAUUAAGGCACUCUUCCAACUGCAUGUGAAGCUGAUGAAAGACGAUAUGUUUAAUAGGAGUAAACACAGUGAAAACUGUGGAAGGACAGAGAGAAUCAGGUUUUGCCAGUUAUAUGGAACAGCAACAAUAAGGAGGAGACAUGCAGAGAGUUUUCAGGUAACUAGUUUAAAAAUGAAGAGUCUAAUGAAUCAUUUUUGAACAAUUUAUGAGAUUUUAAGUAACCUGAAAAAUCUCUGCAUAGCACCUGAAAAACUAUACAAAAGUCAUAAGAAACAGAGUAAUGAAAUAAGGGUAGCUUCUUGCAUACGCUUUCUUCGCAAUCGCAACCCUAAAUCCAAAAUAAAUUAAUUGGUCAACACAAUUAAUCUGCAUAUCUUGGCUGAAGGGAUCUACAACAAAAACAGGAAAUGAAUUGUUUCUCAUCCGUCCGACUAUUGUAUAUAGCUAGCUAGUGUGGGAGUUUAUUUUUCUUUUGUAAACUCAAUUUGAUAAGCCUAUUCAAUAAUAUUUUGAGGACUUUUUCUGAAUUAAAUACAUAUAUCUAGGAUUUGAUCGAAUCCUGUCUC